This is a messenger RNA of Vigna umbellata (rice bean), 6749 nucleotides long. The record is from RefSeq and is a predicted model, not a curated record. NCBI's taxonomy places the organism in Eukaryota, Viridiplantae, Streptophyta, Magnoliopsida, Fabales, Fabaceae.
GAAGCAAUAGCCCAACAUUGAUCCAUUGACCAUUGUCCUAUUCUUAACUGUUUAUUUAUUUCUUAGUUUUUAAAUAGGACCUGGUCGUUGGGUCGCGCUAUUUCGCAGUUCCUUACUAUUCGAUAUCCAUUUUACAGUUACAAGUUUUUGUUGCUACCAUUCUAUUCCUUUUCUGAACCCAAUCAAAGUCUGCAUCCUCUUCUCCAUUCGGUAUUUUGAACUCUAAACGUAAGGAUGAAAUUGUAGGUGGACGUUGGGGAAGCGUGUCCAUGGAGUGGACAACAUUGCAGCAUCUUGAUCUGCGCCAUGUUGGUCUUGGCGUGAGACCUUUGCAGCCACAUGCUGCUAUCUUCCAUCCUUAUCAGGCACUCGUCGCCGUCGCCAUCGGAAACUUCAUCGUCGAGUUCGAUGCAUUAACAGGAAGCAAGAUUUCUACUCUUGAAAUUGGUGCUCCAGUUGUCCGCAUGUUAUAUAGUCCUACAAGAGCGCAUACUGUGAUUGCAAUUCUCCAGGAUUGUACAUUACGAUCCUGUGAUUUUGACUUAGAGCAAACAUCCGUACUGCAUUCACCAGAGAAGAAGAAUGAGCAAAUUUAUUCUGAUACAGAAGUUCAUCUGGCAUUAAGCCCACGCCAAUCUAUUGUGUUUUUUGGAUUUCAUAGACGGAUGAGUGUGACAGUUGUUGGAACUGUUGAAGGCGGUAGAGCACCCACAAAAAUUAAGACAGACAUGAAGAAGCCUAUUGUGAAUCUUGCUUGUCAUCCUCGCCUCCCCGUUCUGUAUGUAGCUUAUGCAGAAGGUUUGAUUCGAGCAUAUAACAUUCACACUUAUGCUGUUCAUUACACACUUCAAAUUGACAAUACUAUAAAGCUUAAUGGUGCCGGUGCUUUUGCAUUUCACCCAACUCUAGAGUGGAUAUUUAUUGGUGAUCGACGUGGUACUCUAUUGGCAUGGGAUGUAUCAACUGAGAGACCUAGUAUGAUUGGAUUAACACAAGUUGGAUCACAACCAAUAACAUCAGUUGCUUGGCUAGCCACAUUACGGUUACUUGUAACCCUAUCAAGGGAUGGAAAUCUGCAAGUUUGGAAAACACGGGUUGUAGUUAAUCCUAACACACCUCCUAUGCCGGCAAGUUUUUUUGAGCCUGCUGCAAUUGAAGCACUUGAUAUCCCUCGCAUCCUUUCUCAACAGGGUGGAGAAGCUGUGUAUCCCUUACCACGAAUUAAAGCUUUAGAAUUUCAUCCAAGAUCUAAUUUAGCAGCACUCGUAUUUGCAAACGUAACAAGUGGAGAAACUUCGAAAAAUAAGACCACGUACAGUAGAGAAAGGAGAAAGAAACUUUAUUCAGUUUUGCAAUGUGCACGGGGAUCAUCAGCAUCUUUUUUAAAAGAAAAAUUAUCAGCCUUGGGUUCAUCUGGAGUGUUAGCAGACCAUCAGCUGCAAGCUCAAUUACAGGAGCAUCAUUUGAAAGGCCACAAUCAUCUCACAAUAUUAGACAUUGCAAGGAAGGCUUUUCUUUACAGUCAUUUUAUGGAAGGCAAUACAAAAAUUGCUCCAAUAUCUCGCUUGCCUCUCAUCACUGUUCUAAAUACCAAGCAUCAUUUGAAGGGCAUUCCAGUUGUACAGCCAUUUCAUUUGGAGCUAAAUUUCUUCAAUAAAGAGAAUCCAGUUCUUCACUAUCCUGUCAGGGCUUUUUAUGUGGAUGGACCUAAUCUUAUGGCAUAUAAUAUAUUAUCUGGAUCUGACAGUAUCUACAAGAAGCUUUACAAUUCGAUUCCUCGGGGUGUGGAGUAUCAAGCAAAAUACUUGAUUUACAGUAAAAAACAGCACCUAUUUCUUGCGGUUUAUGAAUUUACUGGUACUACAAAUGAAGUUGUACUUUACCGGGAAAACACUGAUGCAAUGACAUCAAACAGUAAAAGCAGCACAGUUAAAGGUUGUGAUGCGGCAUUUAUUGGUCAGAAUGAAAAUCAGUUUGCUAUUCUCGAUGAUGACAAGACAGGGCUGUCAGUAUAUACACUACCAGGAGGAGCCUCACAAGAAACAAAGGGGAAAAUGAUAACUUUUGAAGAAAAUCAACCCUACAGGAAACUAACGAUGUUCAAUUCGCGGCCCAACGCAUUUAUGUUUGAAACUGAAGUUGAUCGUAUCUAUUCAACUCCUUUAGAUUCAACUUUGAUGUUUGCUUCUCAUGGGAGCCAAAUUGGACUAGUAAAGCUCAUACAAGGGUACCGCCUUUCCACUUCAUCUUCCAAAGGGCAUUAUAUAUCAACCACGGGCGAGGGCAAAACGUCACUCAAAUUGAAAAGGAAUGAGAUUGUACUUCAGUUUACUGGCAAGAGGACUCUCAGGGGACACGUUGCAGGAAUUUUAACAACACAUAGAGUACUUAGUUCGACAUCACUUGGCAUACUUGCAGGAACUUCGACAAAUUUUGACAAAGGGCUUCCUUCAUUUAGAUCAAUCUUAUGGAUAGGGCUGCCUUCUUUUUCUACUGCCACUGCAAUUAGUAUACUCGGCUGGGAUGGAAAAGUGAGGACUAUCUUGUCAACUAGUAUGCCUUGUGCAGUCUUGGUUGGUGCUUUGAAUGAUCGAUUGUUGCUUGCUAGCCCUACAGAAAUAAAUCCCAAACAGAAGAGGGGAUUUGAGGUCAAAAGCUGUCUUGUUGGUCUUCUUGAGCCUCUUCUUAUUGGAUUUGCCACAAUGCAACAAAGUUUUGAGCAGAAGCUUGACCUAUCAGAAAUACUGUACCAAAUAACAUCAAGGUUUGACAGCUUGCGCAUAACACCUAGGUCUCUGGACAUCCUUGCUAGAGGUUCUCCAGUUUGUGGAGACUUAGCUGUGUCAUUAUCUCAAUCAGGUCCACAGUUCACCCAAGUGAUGCGGGGUGUCUAUGCUGUGAAAGCUCUUCGUUUUUCCACUGCUUUGUCAGUUCUAAAAGACGAAUUCCUGCGUUCAAGAGAUUACCCACAAUGUCCUCCUACAUCUCAUUUAUUUCACAGGUUCAGACAGUUGGGUUAUUCCUGUAUCAGAUUCGGUCAGUUUGAUAGUGCAAAAGAAACCUUUGAAGUUACAUCAGAUUACGAAAGCAUGCUUGAUCUAUUUAUAUGCCACCUAAAUCCUAGUGCAAUGAGGCGUCUUGCUCAGAAGUUGGAAGAAGAAGCUCUUGACUCAGAAUUGAGGCGAUACACUGAAAGGAUUUUACGGAUUCGAUCUAGUGGAUGGACUCAGGGCAUAUUUGCCAACUUUGCAGCAGAAAGUAUGGUUCCUAAAGGACCUGAAUGGGGUGGUGGCAACUGGGAAAUCAAAACCCCUACUAAUGCAAAGGAUAUACCUCAGUGGGAGCUUGCUGCAGAGGUGACGCCAUAUAUGAAGAAUGAUGAUGGUGCUAUUCCAUCCAUUAUUGUAGAUCAUAUAGGUGUGUAUUUAGGCUCAAUUAGAGGAAGAGGCAAUGUUGUUGAGGUAAGGGAAGAUAGCUUGGUUAAAGACUUAAUCCCUGCAAGUAAGGAUUUUAAAGCAAAUGGUCUUGAAGUAUCUUCACUUAAACCCAUAUCUAAUCAAGGGGUUGGUAAUGCAAAAGGUGUUCCAUUAAUGGGUCUGGAAAGGUUUAGUAAACAGGGUGCCAGUUCCUCAACUGAUGAACAGACUAAAGCAGAAGAGGAAUUUAAGAAAUCCAUGUAUGGAGCUGCUGCUUCUGACAGCAGCAGUGAUGAGGAAGGAGUAUCAAAAACCAAAAAGCUACGUGUUAGAAUACGAGAUAAGCCAGUUACCACUUCUGUGGAUGUGGAUAAAAUUAAAGAAGCCACUAGUAAAUUUAAACUAAGUGAAGCGUUAACUCCAACGAGGAGUAGGUCCUUUACUAGUGGAUCCCAAGAUCUUGGCCUGUCUCAGCCACCUGCAGCUACUGGAGUGGCUGCUCACACUGUUUCAGCUCCAGGUGACCUGUUUAGUACAAUUUCCUUGACUCAACCAGAAUCAAUUUCACAGCCAACUCCUGGGGUUGCAAGUGGGGGAACUAAAGUAGGACCUAUUCCAGAAGACUUCUUUGAGAAUACAAUUCCAUCUCUUCAGGUUGCUGCUUCACUGGCUCCUGCUGGUAGAUAUCUCUCUAAAUUUACUGCAGGAGCUCAAAGCGGCGAAGCAACUCAAAACCAGGCUAGUGCUUACGAAUCUGAUGUUAGUCAUCAAGGUCAUGUUUCUCCUCAAGCUGUUCAACUACCUGUGUCUCCUAUCGAGACUGUAGGACUUCCUGAUGGUGGUAUACCACAAUCCUCAAAUCAGGCUGCAGUCAUUCCCCAAUCACAGUUUCCGGCACCAAUUUCUAGCCAACCUCUUGAUCUUAGUAUAUUUGGUGUACCAAAUACUUCUAAUUCUGAAAAGCCUCCACAAACUGGUUCUCCACCAUCCUCUGUAAGACCAGGACAGGUUCCCCGAGAAGCUGCUGCUUCUGUGUGUUUCAAGACUGGACUUGCUCACCUUGAGCUAAAUCAUCUUUCAGAUGCUUUGUCUUGCUUUGAUGAAGCUUUUCUUGCAUUAGCUAAAGAACAAUCUCGUGGAAGUGAUAUAAAAGCUCAAGCAACCAUAUGUGCUCAAUACAAGAUAACAGUCACUCUUCUUCGGGAAAUUGUUCGUUUGCAAAGAGUUCAUGGUCCAAGUGCUAUUAGCGCUAAAGAUGAGAUGGCUAGACUUUCACGCCAUCUAGGCUCAUUGCCUUUGCUCGCAAAGCACAGAAUAAAUUGCAUUCGAACUGCCAUAAAACGAAAUAUAGAGGUGCAAAAUUAUGCAUAUUCCAAGAAAAUGUUAGAACUACUAUUAUCUAAAGCACCUCCAAGUAAGCAGGAAGAAUUUAGGAGCCUCAUUGAUUUGUGUGUUCAGAGGGGUUUGGUUAACAAGUCCAUUGAUCCAUUGGAAGAUCCAUCACAAUUCUGUGCUGCCACAUUGAGCAGGCUGUCGACCAUUGGAUAUGAUGUCUGUGAUCUCUGUGGAUCUAAAUUUUCAGCUGUGACUGCACCAGGAUGCAUCAUAUGUGGAAUGGGCAGCAUCAAGAGAUCGGAUGCAGUCGCAGGACCAGUUCCUUCUCCUUUUGGUUAUGCAGAACUGGAAGUUAUUUUUGAUUUCCCUAAUUUGUCAUUGAAUGUGCCUAUUCUCAUAAAUAUUCUACAGAAGCACUUGACAAUAUCCUCUGACUCCUUAUCAUCUAAUGAACUUGAGGAACUCAAAGCUCUUUCUUGCUUGACUCAACCAGAAUCAAUUUCACAGCCAACUCCUGGGGUUGCAAGUGGGGGAACUAAAGUAGGACCUAUUCCAGAAGACUUCUUUGAGAAUACAAUUCCAUCUCUUCAGGUUGCUGCUUCACUGGCUCCUGCUGGUAGAUAUCUCUCUAAAUUUACUGCAGGAGCUCAAAGCGGCGAAGCAACUCAAAACCAGGCUAGUGCUUACGAAUCUGAUGUUAGUCAUCAAGGUCAUGUUUCUCCUCAAGCUGUUCAACUACCUGUGUCUCCUAUCGAGACUGUAGGACUUCCUGAUGGUGGUAUACCACAAUCCUCAAAUCAGGCUGCAGUCAUUCCCCAAUCACAGUUUCCGGCACCAAUUUCUAGCCAACCUCUUGAUCUUAGUAUAUUUGGGGUACCAAAUACUUCUAAUUCUGAAAAGCCUCCACAAACUGGUUCUCCACCAUCCUCUGUAAGACCAGGACAGGUUCCCCGAGAAGCUGCUGCUUCUGUGUGUUUCAAGACUGGACUUGCUCACCUUGAGCUAAAUCAUCUUUCAGAUGCUUUGUCUUGCUUUGAUGAAGCUUUUCUUGCAUUAGCUAAAGAACAAUCUCGUGGAAGUGAUAUAAAAGCUCAAGCAACCAUAUGUGCUCAAUACAAGAUAACAGUCACUCUUCUUCGGGAAAUUGUUCGUUUGCAAAGAGUUCAUGGUCCAAGUGCUAUUAGCGCGAAAGAUGAGAUGGCUAGACUUUCACGCCAUCUAGGCUCAUUGCCUUUGCUCGCAAAGCACAGAAUAAAUUGCAUUCGAACUGCCAUAAAACGAAAUAUAGAGGUGCAAAAUUAUGCAUAUUCCAAGAAAAUGUUAGAACUACUAUUAUCUAAAGCACCUCCAAGUAAGCAGGAAGAAUUUAGGAGCCUCAUUGAUUUGUGUGUUCAGAGGGGUUUGGUUAACAAGUCCAUUGAUCCAUUGGAAGAUCCAUCACAAUUCUGUGCUGCCACAUUGAGCAGGCUGUCGACCAUUGGAUAUGAUGUCUGUGAUCUCUGUGGAUCUAAAUUUUCAGCUGUGACUGCACCAGGAUGCAUCAUAUGUGGAAUGGGCAGCAUCAAGAGAUCGGAUGCAGUCGCAGGACCAGUUCCUUCUCCUUUUGGUUGAGCCACUAAAAUUUAUUUGCUUGUACUGUGUUUCCUUGCGAUGCUGUUGUAUAGAGAGAAGCAGCUCCAUUGUAGGAAGGGAUUCGUAUAACUGAGAAAAUUUCUGGCUAUGGAUCUAGGAAAAUUAUAAUUUCUUCAUUUUUGGCUUACAGCUUUUCAGUUUUCCAUUUGUUUUUUCAAUCUCAAUCAAGGGGACACUUUCUAUGUAAUUACAGAAUGUUGUUAUGCAAUAAUUUUGAUAAAUAUAUAUUAUCCAUUUAGGAAGAUAGGAACACAAUUGUUCAUUCGUAAACAACUUUGCUUUAUAAGAAACUCGUCAGAUGCUUAUUUCCUAUAACAGCAUUUCUUGGCGCCUAUUACAAAAACACAUCGGUUCCAUCAGUUCAGC